UAACUCAAAAAUAACAUUUCUUUAUUUUCUCUCUCUUUCUUGAGAGUGAUAAAAGCUUAGAGCUUUGCCUUUGCUUUGCUCUCAAGCUUAGUACUAUUUGUUACUACUAAUAGAAAUGGGUGCAAAGAAGUUACUGGUUGUGGCGGUGGCGGUGGCGGCUGUUCUUCUCACGGCGGCGACGGUGGUCGGAGUUGAUGAUCAGGUGCACCAUGUGGUCGGAGAGGAUAGAGGGUGGGACCCAUCUUCUGAUGUUGCUUCUUGGUCCUCUGGUAGAAUUUUCAGAGUUGGUGACAAAAUCUGGUUCACCUACUCUGCAGCACAAGAGAGUGUAGUGGAGCUGAGAAACGAGGAAGAAUUUACAUCGUGUGAUGUAACAAAUCCGAUCAAGAUGUAUACGGACGGCUUAGAUAAGAUCUCACUCGAAGGAGAAGGAAUCAGGUACUUCGCUAGCGGGAACACAGAGAGCUGCAAACAUGGGCUGAAAAUACCUGUAAAAAUCCAGCCCAAAGAGCAAAAUGUGGCCCAGAAUAUUGGAUCAAUGGCUGUAGCUGCUGGGCCAACAUUGCCUUCUGCUUCAUCAAAUUUAAAUGGGCUUUCUUACCUUUUGGUUGUUGGAUUAUCAAUCUGCUUUUUGGGCCUUUAGAUGAACCAGUUGUGGGUUAUGGACUCUAUUAAGUAGGAUCAUUAGUAGAAAAUGUACCACUCUAUUUGUACUGUCUAUUGUCUUAAUUUCUAUUGAUUUUGUUUUCUACAUUGUUUAAGUGAAGUAUUGUGCUUGGUUUUAAAGGGGUGAGAAUAAAACAUCACAAUAAUUAUCAAUA
Messenger RNA from Nicotiana tabacum (common tobacco), 821 nucleotides. Its product is annotated as mavicyanin-like. Gene Ontology annotation, molecular function: electron transfer activity. The record is from RefSeq and is a predicted model, not a curated record. Gene Ontology annotation, cellular component: plasma membrane. Lineage: Eukaryota; Viridiplantae; Streptophyta; Magnoliopsida; Solanales; Solanaceae.